AUGCCCCUGUUCCCUGUCCCUUUCAUGAACCGUCGUCGUCGCAGUAACAACACGGACAACGUCCCCUCCCCCUCUCGCUCCCGACCGCGACCGGAAUCAUGGGCCAUUAUCACCCUCGAUUCCCUUUCCCUCAUCUCCACUACCACCAUUGGUCAUGAACAUAUACCCCUCUCAUCCGAGUGUAAUGACGACAUGACCUUUGAGUCUCACAUCAUUCCGACCGACCUUGAUCCUUUCUCUCCCAUCACGAGCGAACCCUCUUUCACUUUGGAUCCAACGACCCAAGAUGAAAGAUGCUUCCCAAUCGAGGACACCACCUCGGCCGGCUCUUACUCUUCUGACUCACCUCCGAUCAUUCCACCACUCAUAUUUACUCCUCCUCGUCUACGAUCCUUGCUAGCACGCCCGCCGAUUAUCCCCAUUCUCCAUUUCACUUCUCCUGGUCUACGAACCUUGUUGACCGAUACUUCUCCAUCAUCACACGUCGCCAAGACUCGCUCGAUGACCAACGGUCGUUCCCAUCCUUAUCCCUCCAUCACCAACAUGUUAGUAAACGAAGAAAAAGCAUCCAUACCUUCAGGUAUCGUUUCUUCCAUGAACCGUUUUGGGACUUGGGAUCUGGACGUCAACCGUUCUCCCAGAGCUUCGGAUCUACACGUCGGCCGAUCCACUGCGGUUAGGGCCAACCCCAUGCCCGAGUCGGUGGUUACCGGGGAAAAGGACACUUGCAAACCGUCGAAUCCGAAACUGACCGGGAUGAAAAGGAGAACGGAUUGGAAGAAAAUCGACCUGGGGAUGAAUGAAAUGGAGAGAAUGGAAAGUUUGCCGGAAACUCCUACACCUUCAUCUCGUCGUGCUGUCACAAUAUAUUCAACCGAAUCCCACCCACCAUCACGUCCUUUACUGAGCUUUGAACCAAAAGAUGUGAAAGAGGGAGAUGAAGAGCAAGAGCAUGAAAUCAAUAAACAAGAUGGAGAAUAUGAAAUCGAUGAUGAACAAGAUUCAGAUUCAGAUGAUAGCGGUCUUGAUGAUUUUCAAACUCCUUCCAAAAUGACUCUCUCGGCGCUUCGUAAAACUUACAGUCGUCUCCGAGUCAAGCAUGAUCGUCUGAAAAUGCAAAAUGAUCAUCUGGUUGAUGAAAAAGAAGACUUGAUCGCAGCCCUUGACGCCAAAAUGUCAAACGAGGCUCAUGAAAAGCCGGUCGGACAAUCUCAACCGACCUUGGAUGAAACCAACAUUACCGUACGAGGUCACACCAGGAACCGAGGUGUGGAUCUGGGGAAAGGGAGUAUGAGUCUUGGGAAUGAUGAUGGUGGCUGGGGGAAGCAAGGAAAAGGAAAAGGAAUGACAGGAAGCAAAGAAAACUCGAAAUUGAAACGAUCAAUCGUCAUUGAUCAAGUGAUGACCACUCUCAGUCCGAUCUCGGAGCACAGUGAACCGGAUCUAACACCUAAUCGUGAUGGUCAUGGACAGGUCGGUUAUCGGACUCGAGAAAGGUUUACGACUAUGCAGAGUUUUGCUAGUUCUCGACAAGAUCAUGUCUUUACUAUAACCCACGAUACUCGUGCGAUUCGACAAGACACUUCAACUUGA
Messenger RNA from Tremella mesenterica DSM 1558, 1593 nucleotides. RefSeq lists its product as uncharacterized. The coding region runs from base 1 to 1593 and encodes 530 amino acids. Lineage: Eukaryota; Fungi; Basidiomycota; Tremellomycetes; Tremellales; Tremellaceae. The transcript has 2 exons. The record is from RefSeq and is a predicted model, not a curated record.